AAUGAACCCGGAAAAACAGUGUCAAAUAUGUGCAAAAACAUCAAAUGGAAUGCAUUUCGGUGCAAUGACCUGCCGAGCGUGUGCAGCGUUUUUCAGACGGGCUGUGGUGUUGAAGCUGGAGUAUUCGUGUAAGGCGAAGAAAAUGUGUCAGCUGGAAGGUGGUGGGAGAUCAAUGUGCAGAUACUGUAGAUUUGAAAAAUGCAAGGAAAUCGGAAUGGACGCCGAAAAGGUUAUCCUGGAUUAUGAUCCAACUGCAUCACAGAAAGUGCCGGUUAUGCCAAAAAUCGAUAAAGUACAAGAAAAUGAGCCGGCGCCUGCGACUUCGAAGAGCCACGCGGACAAAAUUACAGUUAAAAUCGAUUUUACAGAAUUGACGGAGAAGUUGAAAGAGAUGUUUGAGACCCAAAAGCGCUCCUCCGGCGAGUUAUCCGGCUCCUUGGACUCUGACGAAAGUUCUACAGAUAGUGUCUACCUAAAUGAUCUCCAAAAUUUGACGAAAGCUUUAAACGAGUUUCAGGCUCCGAUUAAGGAUAAGAAAGACAUUGUAAACCUCGACAGAGCCGAUAUGAAAAAAGUGAUCUACUGGUUGAAUUUUCGAGUCAAAAAAUAUGCGACGUGGUAUUCACAUGCCACGUAUCUCAUAGAACAUUUGCCGAUGAAUCAGAAAUUUGAAACUUAUCGGAAAUCCUGGAAUCUUUUGAGAAUGUUCGAGAGAAUUGCGAUGACGUGGAAACAUUAUGGAAAUGAAAUGUUUGAAGGACAUUUUAUAUUGGUCAGUGACGACACAAAAAUGAUAAUCGACAAGAGUUUGAUACAUUUCGAGGAAAUCUCAGAUGUUACUGAUGAAUAUUUUCGGAGGUUGUUCCACCCAUUUCUUAAUCAAUAUAUGGAAGAAGUCGCCAAACCGAUGUCGGAAUUGGACCUGACAACCGAAGAAAUCGUAUUUUGUAUGGUUAAUAUACUUGGAUAUGAUGCAUCCGGCUUAACCCCCGAAACCAUUGAAACAUUACAUAAGUUCAAAGAAAUCAUUGCCGACCAAAUGCACAGCUAUUACACGAAUUCCACGAAUAUCAAAAUGUAUUCGCAUCGGAUAAUGAAAUUGAUGCAACUUGUUAAAAGUAUUACGAAAAUCGCACGGGAAAAAUCGAGACUUCGAGAUGUAAUCUAUGUAUUCGACAUUUAUAAAGCCGAGAUUUCAGAUCCAUGUUUUUUCCAAUUUUUUUGAAUUUUUUUCUGGUAAUAAAUAUUUU
Messenger RNA from Caenorhabditis elegans, 1250 nucleotides. RefSeq names its product NR LBD domain-containing protein (gene nhr-145). Gene Ontology annotation, molecular function: RNA polymerase II cis-regulatory region sequence-specific DNA binding; sequence-specific DNA binding; DNA binding. Gene Ontology annotation, cellular component: nucleus. The record is from RefSeq and is marked reviewed. NCBI's taxonomy places the organism in Eukaryota, Metazoa, Nematoda, Chromadorea, Rhabditida, Rhabditidae. Gene Ontology annotation, biological process: DNA-templated transcription; regulation of DNA-templated transcription.